AUGCAGCAAACAGCAGCAGCAGCAGCAGCAGCAGCAGCAGCAGCAGCAGCAGCACGGGCAGCACCAGCAGCAGCACAAGCAGCAGCAGCAGCAAACUGCAGCAGAGCUCCUCCUUGCCAGGCGCCGCAAGCAAGACCAUCCGGCAGCCCCCCAAAAACCCUCGCCCAGGCGAAGGAGCUGGUGGGGUUGCUGCCGCAGGCUCCCGAGGCGUUGCAGUUGCAGUGCAUCAGUUUGCUGCAGCGGGGCAGUCCUGCUGCAGUGAAGGGUUUUGUUGCAUGCGGGGGUUUGAGUGUAUUGGCGAAGUGGUUGGGGGUUUUGGGGGCAUCUCGGAGCCUGUCUGCUGCUGCUGCUGCUGCUGCUGCUGCUGACAGCAGCAGCAGCAGCAGCACCAGCAGCGGAGCAGCAGCACAACGCAGCAUGCGCCUGCGGCAGCUGCUGCUUCUCUUGAAGGGUUUAGCAGCACCCACGGAGGAGCCAGGCGCAGCACAGCUGCUGUCUCUCGUUGCUGCUGUUGCUGCGGGGAGAGAGAAACCCCCGCUGUGGUUUGGGGGGGUUUCGCCUUUUAUAAGAAACCUCGCAGCUCAGAUCCUUAAACUAUGGCAGAAGGAAAAGCAGCAAGCAGAGGGAGGGUCUGCUGCUGGCGCAGCAGCAGCACCUCAGGCGAAGGCACCAGCAGCAGCAGCAGCAGCAGCAGCAGCAGCAGCAACAAGCACGGAUUCGCUGUUAGAAGGUUUGCUGCUAGCAGGAUCUGAGGCGGAGCAGCGCCGGCAGCGGCAGCAGCAACAGCAACAACAACAGCAGCAACAACAGCAGCAGCAGCAGCAACAGCAGCAGCAGAAGCAACAGCAGCAGAAGCAGGAGGAGCCGCGCAGCGAAGACGUUCCCAGUGCAGCAGCAGCAGCAGCAGCAGCACCAGCAGCAGCAGCAGCAGCAAAGCCCCCGCUGGGCGUAUCAGCGCCUGCCUUGUGCGAGCCUGCAUCAGCAGCAACCAUGAGCAGCAACAGCAGCAGCAAUAGCAGCAGCAGCAGCAGCAGCAGCAGCAGCAGCGAGGAGUCUCAGGCCCUCAACAGCAGCAUAGACUCGCUGCUGCAGCUAGGCAAAGCAAUAGAGCUGACGCGGGAGCAGCAGAUGGCGCAGCUAGCUGGCGACUACUCACCAACAGCAGACGCAGAGCCUGCUGCUGAGCCUGCUGCUGCUGCAGCAGCAGCAGCAGCAGCAGCAGCAGGAACAGCAGCAGCAACUCCUGCUGCGGCGGCUGCGGCAGCAAAAGGCGAUCCCAACGAUCCCCAAGAGGGACCGCUUACUCAUAAGUCUGACAAACACCUCCGCUUCGCCGAGGAUAGGGGGCUCGUCUCUGGCGUGGUGUAUGACUCUCUAGACCCCCCAAGCAGCAUCCGCGAGGCGCAGCACUGCGGCAGCGAUGGUCUCCGUGCAGCAGCAGCAGCAACAGCAGCAACAGCAGCAGCAGCAGCAGCAGCAGCAGGAGACAAAGGAGACAGCUUCGCUCUCCGCCGCAAAAGACACGAGGCAAACGAAACCCCAGUACCGGGCGCGCGCGCUCUGGUGGGAGCCCCAGCCCUCGGGGCCCUUCGUACCCCCAACCCGUAUUGUGUCUUCGUUACUGAAGCUAGAACAUGUGCUGCUGCAGCAGGCUCCCCAAGAGAUAGAAGGGAACAAGCGCCUCAACAGACACCAGCAGCAGCAGCAGCAGCAGCAGCAGCAGCAGCUGGGUGCGCUCAGCCACAGCUGUAUCAAGACCCGCAGCAGCCGAUGCUCCUGCCCGUGCUGCAGCCGCAGCAGCAGCAGUUCGGGCAUGCGUUGCUGCAGCAGCAGCCGCAGCAGCAAGUGCAGCAGCAGCAGCAGCAGAUGCAGCAGAUGCAGCAGCCGAUGCUGCUGCAGCAGCCGCCCCCUCUCUUCUUUCCUGGCUUCCCCCCGCCCCCUCUCCCUGGCUUGCUGCUGCCUCCUGCUGCUAUGCCGCUGCAGCAGCAGCACAGACACAUGCAGCAGCAGCAGCAUAGACAGCUGCAGCAGCACCAUCGGAGACCCCAGGACUAUCACCCCAAGCAUCACCGCAUGCAGCAGCAGCAGCAGCCGCAGCAGCAGCAGCAACAGCAGCAGCAGCACGGACGCAUGGUUGGGCAACCAAACCCCGAACCCACCGCACCCUGGCGGACAUAG
Eimeria mitis is the source of this 2178-nucleotide messenger RNA. RefSeq lists its product as uncharacterized. The transcript has 9 exons. Bases 1 to 2178 code for a protein of 725 amino acids. Gene Ontology annotation, cellular component: spliceosomal complex. Gene Ontology annotation, molecular function: RNA binding. The record is from RefSeq and is a predicted model, not a curated record. Gene Ontology annotation, biological process: regulation of mRNA splicing, via spliceosome. Lineage: Eukaryota; Apicomplexa; Conoidasida; Eucoccidiorida; Eimeriidae.